AUGUUCUUCCAGAGUCCAAGACCAUUUGGACAGCACUCUACAUCAUACCGUUCGAUGAGUAGCAAUAUACAUUCAUCGUCUAGUAUGACCAGUUUACAAACACCAGAACCGAAAAGUGGACGUACCAGUGCACCACCAAUCAGUUUUGCAUCUAUUUACGAGGGUAGCCGUUUUGGUUCAUCUGGACCAUCAAUGAAUCAUACUUCUAUUAACAAUAGGAAUUUCGAACAAGCGAAAAUUUCCAAAGAUUCAAGUUUAGUUGAGGUUAUUAAGAAUGUGGAAGGAGAUCGAUUAAAUAUUGUCAACUCAGCUAGGUCAUCCACGUCGUCCACGCUGGGUUUCAAAAAUUAUGAGAAAUACAAGGCUACACCCUUGCAUGAUUCAGUUGAUUCAGGCGGAACUUCUGGUCGGAGUUUGAACAGUUUCCAGUCAGAGGUACGUAUUCCAAUAUCGAAGAGCAAUGUAUUCCAGGUUCAACAUCGAAAUGUUAGCCAACAGAUACCACCUUGGUUACGUCAAACACAAACUCGAGAACCGCAAUCAGAACAGAUUUUACAAAAUGUUAGUCUAUAUCGCAAAGAAUAUCAUCAUCCUGUUACUAGUAAACAAGGCAAUCGUUUUCGUUCAGAUUCAACGGUACCUUUUGCUGAGCACGCUCCAAAGCCGGUAGUAAUUCAGUCGCAGCCGGCAUCCAUUUUCAGCACUGGUGAAUAUGCCAAUGUGCAUGGACUAACCCGUGAACAUGGAAGUUGUUCCGAAACGCGGGUUAGCAGUUCUGCUCAUUUUAAUGCAUCUCAGGUUCCUUUUAAUGAACAGCAGCAGCAGCAGCAACAACAACAACAGAAGCCAAUUGCCUACCAACAGUUGGAAAGGCGUAAAAAUUAUGCAACGUUACAUCAUAUAGCAUCACCAAAAAUUGGGCCAUUGCAAAGGCGUACAUCGGAUCCAAAUUUGAUAAAAAUCAAUGACAACGGUUUAUCAGAGAGUAUAGCAAUGUUUAAUGUCGCCAAGGGAGUUCGGGCAGAACUGGAGCAAGAUCCGAAAUUCCGAAGAAAAGCCGAUAUUUUGAGUAGCCGAAUAUCAGCGGAACCUAUUACAGACGCAUUUUCAUCACCAACCCUUAAGGAACAACCGAAACAAUCUCCCUCAUUACGGCAGAUGGAAAAUUUUUUCGAGCAAAGCGUUCAACAAUUUCACGACGUUCUUGGUACCAAAAGACCACCAUCGGCAAAACCAUUCAAUUUAGAACAUGUACGUAGUAUAUUCCGAACCAACAACACUGUUCGGACAGAGUCGCCAUCAGCUAUCCCCACAUCUAUGGAUGCACAGGCUAAGCAGGACAGUCCGCUUUUGGGAAAACCGAUAAAAGUUGAGACGCAUGAGGCUCAAGAGGGAAUGAUUGACGCUAAAUUGAAGGAAGAUAAACGAACUUCAGGGAUUAUUACACGACAGAUGGUUAGUACUUCACAAAGUACUGGUUCAGCAGGUAGCGCUGAAAAAUUGGUAGAACAGAAGAUAUGUUCUGUUAGUGGAACAAAUAAAACAAAUAUGCAAGCAAAUCCGACAACAGUCGUCGAUAAACCAGCAAUUACAACAGAUACCGAUAAAAGUCCUGAAAUGCGGAAAGAAAUAACUAUAUCCCAAGAACAACCUAUUGUUUCCCAAGAUAUUGCUAUGUUGGAGAAAGAUUACGAUUCUCUUACCACUUUUGUCACAUCGCAACGCCUAAACCAACCAUUUCCCGUGAAUGAUGCAGCCUUCGUUACUGGUAGUGGGAAAACUCGAAAUGCCGCAGGUCCACCUGGAAUUUUAGUGAAAGAUGGAAAUAAUAUCCGAUCAGUGAAUGAUUCGGGAAUUAAAAUGCCAAAAAAAGUUGCAUUUCAAUGUGAUAAUGAUAGUAAUGGUUUUGCAAAGAAUGAACUCGAACAAAAUAAAAGUAUCGAAAGUCCCGUUUCAUAUGCCAUUAUACUCUACUCUACAUUCUUAAACGCACAAAAUUCUUCUUAUGCUUAUUUCGAUAUAUCGCCGUUAGCAUCAGCUGAAACUCCGCCAUCUGUUGUACAGUAUGAUGAUGCUGUUGAUGAGCCUCUUCAAAGACUGCUGAAGUUAAGUGCUGAUAUUGGCGGUGAUCUGCAAACAGUGGGUAAGAAGUUGUCGAUACUUUUCACGGAGCAACGUAAUUUUAUUUGGUUAGCUGCCGGUCAAAAAGAACCAUCGGCUAAUGAACUUCAAGCAAAACUUAGUCCUUUGGUUAAGUUGAUGGAAGAUUUCUCAAUAUUCAAAGAAUCCAAAAGGAAUACACCAUUUUUCAAUCAUAUUUCAGCGGCAAGUGAAGGAAUUCAAGCCCUUGGUUGGCUCACUGUGAAACCUACGCCUACACCAUUUAUCAAGGAUAUGUUUGAAGCAUCGAUGUUCUUUGUGAAUCGUGUUCUGAAGGAGCGGAAGGAUGAUAAGAUCCAUACUGAAUGGGCGAAGUCAUGGUCAGAUGUUUUGAAUGCUUUGCAAAAAUAUGUACGACAAGUACAUACUACUGGUCUUGUUUGGAACAGCUGCCCAGGCACAAAGCCACCAGCACUGGUAAAACAAGUCAGUUCCAGCAACAUUUCGUCUGUAGGUGCGCCACCUCCACCACCUCCUCCUGUCCUACCACCUGAUCUUUUUGCUGCAGUAUCAUCUGAAGCAAAUGCUUCAACCAAUAAAAGUGAUCGGGCAGCACUGUUUGCGGAAAUUAAUGCCGGUGAAAAAAUUACAAAACGUCUGAAAAAAGUAACACCAGAUAUGCAAACACACAAGAACCCGGAACUUCGAUCACAGAAAGAAGUUGGUGCUGAAACACGAAGCAAGAAAAUGACGGUAACUGACAGUACUUCGCCAGUAAAAAAUCAAGAAGAUAAACCACCGAAAACAUGGUUAGAUAACGGCAAGCAGUGGAAUGUGGAAUACUAUAAAAAUAACAAUAACGUGAUGGUCGAAGUUAGUAAUAUGAAGCAGACAGUCUAUGUAUUCAAAUGCGAGAAUACUGUCAUUCAGAUCAAGGGGAAGGUAAAUUCAGUAACAUUGGAUAGCUGCAAAAAGACAUCUGUUGUAUUUGACAGCCUUUUGUCUCAGCUUGAAGUGAUUAAUUGUCAAAGUGUGCAAAUACAGACACUUGGUGCUAUGCCAACGCUAUCAAUCCAGAAAACUGACGGUUGUCAGGUGUAUCUCAGUAAGAAUGCAAUAAAUGCGGAAAUAAUAACAAGUAAAUCAUCUGAGAUGAACGUGCUUGUACCAGGUGCUGAAGAUGGUGACUUUGUGGAAUUUGCUGUACCUGAACAGUUUAAGACAGUUUACGAUGGACAGAAAUUGAAGACGACAGUGUCUGACAUAUGCUAA
Cercopithifilaria johnstoni is the source of this 3372-nucleotide messenger RNA. NCBI's taxonomy places the organism in Eukaryota, Metazoa, Nematoda, Chromadorea, Rhabditida, Onchocercidae. The record is from the annotation of a GenBank genome assembly.